AUGAGUUCUGUUAUAUAUCAUACUUUUAGAAAUAUUGUUGAUAACUCAAAUUAUAUAUUAACACCUAACAAAUCAGAAGAAAAUAAUUUAAGUACAAAUAUAUCAACAACAACAACUUUUGUUAAUACAAAUAUAUCUCGUAGAUAUAGUAGUACAAGAAGUAAUGAUGUAAAUAACAAUGAUGUAUUUUUUUUAUUUGCUGCAUUAACAACAUUUUUUGGUGCCUGUUGCCUUUUGAUGUCAUUUACAAAUCAUUACUUAAUAAGAAAAGUUAUCAUAUUACGACAACAAAGGAGAAAUUUAGAAAGAAACGAAGAUGGUACAAGACAGGUACCUAUAACAGAAGUUUCUAAAAAUUCCGACAACUCCGAUAUCAGGAAAUCAUAUCUUGAUAAUGUUGAAUAA
Molecule: messenger RNA, 405 nt
Organism: Strongyloides ratti
Lineage: Eukaryota; Metazoa; Nematoda; Chromadorea; Rhabditida; Strongyloididae
Exons: 1
Coding region: 1-405 (134 amino acids)
Source: RefSeq, a predicted model, not a curated record